Venturia canescens is the source of this 5644-nucleotide messenger RNA. RefSeq names its product Ral GEF with PH domain and SH3 binding motif (gene RalGPS). Gene Ontology annotation, biological process: positive regulation of GTPase activity; Ras protein signal transduction. The transcript has 11 exons. Gene Ontology annotation, molecular function: guanyl-nucleotide exchange factor activity. Gene Ontology annotation, cellular component: plasma membrane. The record is from RefSeq and is a predicted model, not a curated record. Lineage: Eukaryota; Metazoa; Arthropoda; Insecta; Hymenoptera; Ichneumonidae. The coding region runs from base 571 to 2508 and encodes 645 amino acids.
GAAAAAAGGCUACGAGUAAUUUCGGUUACUUGACUAGUGCGCGGUAUAAAGUUGUUUUUCUUUUUUUUGCUCUGGCAACUGGCAAGUGGCAAGUGGCCGUCUUCGGUCACGCGUGUCAGUUCUUUAGCUCCGUCGUGUGUAAGGACGGACUUUUCUGUUCCUUCAUUUUUUAUUUUCUCCUUCAAUUGCGGCGACGAGUUACAGAGAUCAUCACGUUCCUCGGCCCUCGUGCGUACAUGUGCGUGUAACUGUGUGCGUGUGUGUUUUUUCUUUAUUUCCCAGUGUGUUUUGGGCAAACGUAACGGGGCAACGAUUUUUCCCCCCCAAGUUAUCGGGCGUAAUUACAAUUUCUUCUCUCGCGCGUGAAAGUCGUUUGGACUAAUAAAAAAAUAAAUAAACACGCUUUCUUUCCGAUCGCAGCCGACGGGGAAACUGUCAAACUGUCAAAAAAUCGACAGCCACUUUUGGGAUCGAUGUUUUUUUUUUCCUAACCUGAAAGUUUUUGACGUUUGUAGAUAAACAAGCUCUAUUUUCAACGCUGAGGAUAAGAUCAUCGGGCUGCUGCGCCGCAUGAACGGAAGGGGAAAAAAAAAUGUAAUGCGCCUGUUAAACAGUGUGGCCUCAUGGCUCAGAAACGUCACUCCUCUUUAUCCAAAUAUUUGUCAAAACAGCCUUUUUCUACCCUGCAAAUUUACAAGGGGUCGUUUGUUGCCCAGAGAAAUGAGCCAAGGAGAGAAGCAAGGUCACAAGGAACGCAAGGAACAUCGAGAAAAAUGUAGAGCUUACAGGAAAUACUCGGAGUUGACACCGCCGAGCGUGCAGACUUGCUACGACAAUUAUGGAAAUUCAGUAGCGAGCAAAUCUAAUUCACUACCAGGGCGAUGUAACAGCAAUUCUCAAGUUUCGGGGGCGAGCGUCGCGACAAACAUUCAAGCGGAAGACCUCGCCACCCAGCUGACGCUCUUGGAUCUUGGUACUUUCAAAGGCAUAAGGCCAGAGGAAUUAUCCAGUUGUUCGUGGAACAAAAAAAAUAAGCUUCUCGUGGCUCCCAACGUUGUAGCGUUUACUCGAAGAUUCAACCACGUGAGCUUUUGGACGGUGCAAGAAAUCCUGAACUCCCCGACGCCGAAGCAGCGGGCUGAAACGAUAGCACAUUUUGUGAGGGUCGCCAAGAGACUCUACGACCUCAACAAUCUUCAUUCGCUCUUUGCCAUCAUUUCAGGACUUCAAAGCGCCUCGAUCUACAGAUUAAACAAAACCUGGUCUUGCCUCGGCAAAAAAGAUCGUGGCACUUUUGACAAACUGGCUGAAGUUUUUAGCGACAAGAACAACUGGAUGAAUCUCAGGGAGCACAUGGACACGUUGAAACUUCCCUGCAUUCCUUAUCUCGGCCUAUUUCUCACUGAUCUUGUUUACAUCGAUAUGGCCCAUCCAGCUUCAAAAAACAGCGACAAUCAUCAGAGAACACUCAAAAUGGAUAGCGUUUUGACGAGAGUGACAGUUUUCCAAGCGAGUGAAUAUCCCGGAAUUAUUCCUCUGCCGGACGUUCAAAGAUACCUCAAUAACGUUCGUUACAUCGAGGAGUUGCAGAAAUUCCUCGAGGACGAUCAUUUCAAGUUGUCAAUGAAGUUGGAGCCAAAUUCUCCGGUGGCGUCGUCGAGCAGCAGCAAAGAGUCGGUGGGCGACGUGGUGACGGGGGUGGCAGCGUUGUCGCUUUCCCCGGCUCGAGGUUGUGCCGGAUCGCUGCGUUUGCACGCAGCAUCAGCGGCAAAUAAAUUCGUGCCAGGGCACCGAAAAUGUCGAAGUUUGGGAACAAAAUUCCGUAGCACGAGUCUACCACGCAACUUCCACAAGCAGGGCGGACGCUACGGCUCUGGCUUGCCGAAUUCCGGUGUUUUCGGAAAAUCCGGAGCAGCGGCGAUGGAGACUGGCCAACUCACCGUCAGACACCUGCUCGACGAUUCCGUCCUCGAGGAACCCAAUCUCGUGCCCCAGAUCGUCGAUAUCGACGAACACUCGCCCGGCACGCCGACCGAUACUCUCAACGACGAUUGCAGUCUUCUCUCGAGAACGAGUACCGCUCCGACUCUGCCGGAUCUGGAAUUCAGCUUGGAACCUCGUUGCAGCAUGCAGGGCUCGUUACGACGCAAAGUUAUUCUCCGCGACGGUCGUAAGCCGGCGGUGUCGACGUGGCAGCGCUACUGGAUCCAGCUGUGGGCAUCGUCGAUCGUUUAUUUCUCACCAAAAUGUUUCAAAGGCUGCGACCGAUCGGAUUUCAAGCGAGAGCCCUACAAAAUGGUCUCUGUCCUCGGGUGGAUCGUCGAGCCCCUCGAAAACUCUUACCAUCGAGACACAUUCAUUCUCACCGAUCCUAACAAAGGAAACGUGUACAAAUUCAGAGCAGGUUCGAGUGACCUCGCCGAUCAAUGGUUCAAGGAGCUUCGCGCCACGGUGCGCGGUGCAACCGAACGAAAACCGAUACCAGCCAAUCUGAUGUCUUUCGAAUGAGAGGGGCAGGGCGGGGAGGAAAGAGGAUUUUUACGUGUUCCCGUUAAGCAACUACCAAUAAUGUAAUAAUCGUUACAUCAUUCGCCAAGCUUCCAUGUUUAACGCGCGCGCCGAAAGCUGAUAAAUCUUCGAGGAUUUCGCGAGACGAUAAAUUCGACCGAAAUAAAGCAGCGAAAGUCGACCAAGUUCGGCAAAUUCGUUGCUUCGAACGAGAAAACUUCGCAAAAUUCAUAUUUGCGAAUAAGAGAAACUCUCUGCACGAGCGAUCCGACUCGAAACUAAAAACCUUCAUUUUGCUCUCUAUCGAACAUUGCUUUGUUAAUUAUUUUCAUGAUUUUUUCACUAUUAAUACGUGUUUAGUCUUUGAACUUGCCAUCUUCGAUAUCGCGGUUAUUUCAAGCCUCUGAUUUUAUUUAUUUAAUCGUUAUUUACUAGAUUUUUCUGUUCAAUCGUUUAAGGGAGUGCACUAAAGUUCGCUGUUUUAUUGACAAAUGUGUAAAUAUUUAAAAUUUUUUACGCUAUUUACGUUUUUGCAAACGACUGAUCUACUUACUCGAAUCAAUCCCAAAGACCACAUAUUCUCAUGAGUAAAUUGAAGGAGUUUUUAAAACUUGAUAAAUUUAUCAUUUUUUUAUUUCACUUAUAAACGAGAAUUCACUCUCUCACGCUUCAAUAAGCGCGAAUACCGCGCGCUCAAUUUAUUCACGUAUCGUCAAUUAUAUAAAUUAUAGAUUUUUCUAAUUAAGAUCAACGUUUUUACGACUCGACGCUGCGAGAUCGGGCGAGAGGAAAAUUCAAUUAGGCAGACGCCAUGCUCGAUUUAGGCUACGAAUAUGGCGAUGUCCAUUAAGAAGGAAUUCAAAAAAUGAAAAUUCCACUCGAUCGAACGAACGAGAAUGGGAGAGAGCUUAGGACGAUUUUUGUGAGUCUCUCGUCCUCGCGAAUCACUAAUUUUGUUCCCUUUUUAUCGGCUAUGUCCGCAUAGCCGAGUAGCUCGCCUUUUUAUUCGGCAUAUCAUUAGGAAUAGAAACUUAAGAAAAUCGUCGUUACUUCGAUGUAAUAUUCAACGUUUCGGAAUAGGUCGCUUUUCCAAACGUUGUUUUAUUAACGCUUUCAUUUAUUUCGCUCUACAUCGAAUUGGCAUUCGAAUCGGGGAGAAUGUCGACGAGCUCGGAAGCCUGAAACGCUCGUUUUCUAAUUUUUGUUUCUCGACUCCCCCAAAACGAACAUUUUCCAUGCAAUAAAUAUGAAAUUUUCAAAAACUGUGACUAGCAUUUUUCGGCUGCAAAAAAAAUUGGGCUUUUGUGAAAAAUCGUCGAAAAUGGUGAAAAUUCGUUUUAUAUGGAGUCGAGAAAUGAAAAACCCCAAAGACCCGGAGACUCUGGCUUCAAAUUGUGAUGAAGCCGAAAUGAAGCGUCACUUGUGUGAGGGCUUCCGAUUGCUCGUCGAUGCUCCAACGACUCAAAUCUCCCCGACGAUGCUCCGUCUAUUCUUAUCGAUAAAUUGUGCGUCGUAGAAAGCGUUCGGGGGGCGUCUUAAGGGGAGAUAUUUAUUGUGAAUCAAUAGAGGAUAAUGCACUGAUGCGAGAAUGAAAAAAAAAAAAGUAAUAAUAACGAUAAUAAUAACGAUAAUUAACCAGCGAAAAAAGAGAUUCGUCCGAUUUGCGUACAAAGGAGAGAAAGUGAGAGAGAACGAGGAAACAUAUCAAUUCGUGUGUCGUUGACAGUAAAGUUGACAAAUAGCGAUCGAGAAAUAAAAAACCUUAAACCGAAGGAUUAAAAAAUCAAUGAAAUUCGACGGAUUCGAGUCCCCUAGAUUUUCGUAUAAAUCCCAUGAUUUUUCGUUCUCUCGAGUGCUGAUUACCGAGCAUCAUUGUACGAUGAAAAGAAGAAAAAAAAUGUCGAGCUUCGUGAAAAGGGCUGUUUAGAUUUUGUGCUUUCCGUUCUCGUGCCCCUUCGUAGUCCGAUGAAUAUUGCAUUGAAAUUUAACCUCAACGAGAGACUGACGGAUCGUGAGAGUUUUCAAGUUUUCUAAAUCGCUGUCUCGAAAAACUAAAAAAAUGUGAAAAAUCGUAGUCCAUUAGAAACAGCCGAUUUCGCACCUGACUGAAUCCAUCAACAGCAACAACAAAAAAGCGCUUCUCGUUCGUUUAUCACUUUGCUCAUUAUUCACGAUAGCUUAUCAUCGCCAGGAGCGAGUGCUACUUUCUCACGUGUGUGUGUGCGUGUGUGUGCGUGAGUGUGCGAGUGUCGAAAGCGAUGCGUCUAAUAUUUAGAGAGAAAAACGAUGCCAAAAAUAUCUGUAAUUUCCUACCUUCUGAGACUUUUUAUCCACCCACCUUCUUUUUUCUCGUUUAUUAGCCUCGAUUAAAUCCUCUUUGUACAGUAAUUACUUUAAGGCCGUCUCGAUUCGUCGAACGACACGAUCCACGGCUCAUUUUCCAUGGUUCCAACAAUUCAAAGAGCCUCCAAAUCAAACGUCAUCGGUUGCCUGAAUUUUUCUUCAAUUUCGAUAAUUUUUUUCAUCCCCUACAAACUGCGGUUGAUAAAAUUAUGAAAAAAAUGAUAAAAUUGACGAAAUAUGUUGGCGAAUUAUGGAAGACCGAAAUUGUAAUAAUUUGAGCGAUUUUUUCUCACCUUUGACGUCUCGAGACUGAACCAACAAAACCGUGAAAUUAUUUGCGAUUCGUUUGCCGCAUUCUCGUGCAACUGCACGAACAUUUCAAUUGAAAGAUCGUCGUUGUCGUUCGUAUUGUAAAAUCUCAGUGUUUUUCCUUUCUCAACGCGGUUGUGACUCAAUAUCGAACAAAAGUUUAUUUUUUUUCUAUCGUUUUAAUAACUCCUUAAUAUUCGUCUAAGUGUUAACGAAAGACAGUUGCGGGGGGCUUUGCGCACGCGGAGCUUCUGCAUCGAUUCGUACUCGCGGGCGUCAGGUUGGUCCAUCGAGCUCGAUUUUGAGGGUCCGAGUUUCAAGCAAAUUGUCUGUCAAGUCCCAAAAAUGGAUCAUUCUGGCGCGAUUAAAAAAAUUUUAUAAUCGUUCGUGUGUCCCCGGUUCGUGUAACGAAAAUUGUGAAAAAAUCAAUGUGCGCGCUUUUUUGUAAUAUUAUUUUGACGAAUGCAUGAAAGAGAUUAAAGAA